This is a messenger RNA of Platichthys flesus (European flounder), 2218 nucleotides long. RefSeq names its product medium-chain acyl-CoA ligase ACSF2, mitochondrial-like. Bases 93 to 1913 code for a protein of 606 amino acids. Gene Ontology annotation, molecular function: medium-chain fatty acid-CoA ligase activity. Lineage: Eukaryota; Metazoa; Chordata; Actinopteri; Pleuronectiformes; Pleuronectidae. Gene Ontology annotation, biological process: fatty acid metabolic process. The transcript has 16 exons. The record is from RefSeq and is a predicted model, not a curated record.
CAGAUCAAGCUGGACCAGGUAGGCUGACAUACUGUCUUCUACUCAGCUGUAUUCAGGCUGAGUAUUGACUGUGCGAUAGCCACUUCAAUCCAAUGUCAGCAUUGAUCUCUUCCUCGGUGCUGAGGUGCUGUGCUCAGCGAGCGUUUAGCACGCGCAGCAGGACUCUGGACUCAUGCAGCAGGAGUUUGCUCCAGUGUGCCAGGUCGCUCCACGUGGACACUCCUCCUCGCACUCCCUCUCUGACCAGCAGUUAUGUCCACGGCGCCUCCUCCGUCUCUCUGCUCUCCCACACUGUGAGCCAGAGCCUGGACGCCACGGCUCAGCGCUGGCCUGACCGUGAAGCUGUGGUUUUCCUGCAGGACGGCGUCCGGAAAACCUUUGCACAGUUUCAGCAGGAUGUUGACAAGGCGGCUGCAGGCCUCCUCGCUCUGGGCCUGAAGCGAGGUGACCGACUGGGAGUCUGGGGACCCAACACAUAUGAAUGGAUCCUUUUCCAGUUCGCGUCCGCCAAGGCUGGAAUCAUAAUGGUGUCACUGAAUCCAGCCUAUCAGUUGAAGGAAGUGGAGUUUACUCUAAAGAAGGUCCAGUGCAAGGCGGUGGUCUGCCCGACUCACUUUAAAACCCAAAAGUUCUGUGAGAUGCUGAGGGAGAUCUGCCCAGAGACUGACCUGACAUCAGCCGGUUUAAUCAAAAGCUCCAGGCUGCCAGACUUGCGAAUGGUGAUUUUGACCGACAGCAGACAGCCGGGGAUGCUCCACGUAGACGAUGUGAUUCAAGCGGGAGAGAGUCGGCACCACAGAGAGCUGACGGAGCUACAGAGCAAGCUGUCCUUCGAUGACCCCAUCAACAUCCAGUUCACCUCGGGCACUACCGGAAGUCCCAAGGGAGCUGUUCUUUCCCAUCACAAUAUUGUAAACAAUGCCUACUUCAUGGGUCUGCGAAUGGGCUACGCAUCAAGACCUGGGGUGCGAAUCUGUGUGCCUGUGCCCUUGUACCACUGCUUCGGCUCUGUGCUCGGAGGGAUGUGCAUGGCAGUGCACGGCAUCACGCUUGUCUUCCCUGGGUCCGCCUACAUCGCCCAGGCCAAUUUAGAGGCCAUUCAGAGUGAAAGGUGCAAUUACAUCUAUGGCACUCCCACAAUGUUCAUCGACCUGCUCAGCCAACCAGACUUGUGCAAGUAUGACUUGUCAUCGCUUGAAGCUGGGUUCUUGGGAGGUGCUCCGUGCCCCCCGGAGAUUGUGAGAAAAGUGAAAAAAGACAUGAACAUGAAAAAUAUGAUUUUGGGCUACGGAACCACUGAGAACAGCCCAGUCACAUUUAUGAGUUUUCCACAAGACAGCGAUGAGCUGCAGGAAAAUACAUCCGGCUGUAUCAUGCACCACACUGAGGCAAAGGUGGUGGAUCCCAAUACAGGGGAGAUCGUCCCUCUGGGGGCAUCAGGAGAGAUAAUGAUCCGAGGCAGCUGUGUCAUGCAGGGCUACUGGGACGACCCUGAAAAAACCAGAGAGGCUAUCUCCCAAGAUCGCUGGUUCAGGACCGGUGACACAGCUAGCCUGACGAGUCUGGGAUACUGCCAAAUUGAGGGACGUAUUAAGGACAUGAUCAUCCGUGGAGGGGAGAACAUCUACCCUGCUGAGAUAGAGCAGCUCCUCUAUACACAUCCAAAAGUGCAGGAAGUGCAGGUGGUUGGAGUGAAAGAUGAGAGGCUGGGGGAGCAGGUGUGCGCCUGCAUCAGGCUGAAGGAAGGUCAGACCUGCAGCACAGAGGAGAUUAGAGCGUUCUGCAAAGGACAGAUUUCUCACUUCAAAAUCCCACAUUAUGUGAUCUGUGUAGACAGCUACCCCCUGACUGUCUCUGGAAAGAUCAAGAAGAACAUAUUAAAGCAGGAUAUGGAGAAGAAACUGGACCUUUAAUUUGUGGACUGAUGGAGAGUGAAGGAACCUGCUGAGAAAGACAGCAGUCUGCCAAUGGAGAAUCAUUCAUGUUUGACCACUCCAAGUGAUUUACAGUGCAGUUUAGUGCCAUUGACUCAUUCACACACAAAUGCAAACAGUGCGUCUAUGGGCAGCACUGUUUCUAUGAGGGGCAUUGGGGUUCGGGUUCUUGCCCAAGGACACUGCGGCAUGCAGAUUGGGAAGACUGGGAUCGAACCGCCAAACUUCUUACACUUGUACUCUUUAAAUGUUUAUGUAAUUAUUAAAGAAAAUUUCGAUUCUGA